This is a messenger RNA of Punica granatum (pomegranate), 1428 nucleotides long. NCBI's taxonomy places the organism in Eukaryota, Viridiplantae, Streptophyta, Magnoliopsida, Myrtales, Lythraceae. The record is from RefSeq and is a predicted model, not a curated record.
CUUUAUUUGUCUCUGUACUCGUAUUUUUAAAGCAACAAAACUCUCCACUCUCUUCUUGCCCUCAUUAAAGGACCAGACUUUAUAAUUCUGCAUAAACGGAGAUCUCUGUUCCCUUGAGUUCAUUUUAUUCAGGAAAAUGAGGAACUCCUCAGUUACAGAGCCCGACUCGCACCCGAUGAAUGCAGGAGACGGAAACUACAGCUACCACAAGAACUCUUACUUCCAGAAAGCAGCCACAAGUGUCACCAAGGAAAAGAUCGACGAGGCAAUUGCCACCGUGCUUGACAUCACACGGUUUUCCACGGAGGCACUGGCCUCGUUCACAAUCGCUGACUUGGGCUGCUCCGUGGGACCAAACACCUUCAUAGUCGUGCAAAACAUCAUCGAGGCUGUCCGGUGCAAGUACGGGUCUCAAGUACCCGAUUUCCAAGUGUUCUUCAAUGACCAUACUGCCAAUGACUUUAACACCCUCUUUACCUCCUUUCCCCCGGAGAAGAAUUACUAUGCCGCAGGAGUCCCAGGGUCCUUCCAUGGCCGAUUAUUCCCCGAGUCGUCCCUCCAUUUCGUGCACUCUUCCUAUGCAAUCCAUUGGCUCUCAAGGGUGCCCAAGGAGCUGCUCGAUGAGGGCUCGCCUGCAUGGAACAAAGGGAGGAUCCACUACACCAGUGCCCCGGAGAAUGUGGGGGAUGCCUAUAAGUCCCAGUUUGCGAAGGACAUGCGAGAUUUCUUCAACGCUCGGGGGAAAGAGAUUGUGAGCGGAGGGUUAAUGGCACUGAUCAUGCCGGGAACUCAGGACGGGGUUCCCCAUUCCCAAGUUCCAUCGGGUGUCAAUUACGAUCUUCUCGGCUUUAGCCUAAUGGAUAUGGCAAAGGAGGGGAUAAUAAGGGAAUCCGAUGUGGACUCGUUCAACUUGCCCGUGUAUGCACCCACUCCUCAGGAAAUGACAGAACUAGUCAAUGCCAACGGAUGCUUUGGUAUCGAGCGGAUGGAACUAACAGCUCCAAGAUCAAAGAUCAAAGGAUUGAUCGAUGGGCAGGCGUGUAUGAUGCAUCUGAGAGCUGGCAUGGAAGGGAUCAUCAGCAAGCAUUUCGGUAGUGAGAUCAUAGAUGAACUGUUCGAUCGGUUUCUGAAGAAAGCGGAUGAUGAAUUCGCUGAACGGCUCGAAGCGAGCUUCCAGAAUAGCACUCAGCUGCUAGUUGUUCUCAAACGCAAAUAAAGGGCUUCUGUACGCUUCGGUCCACUUGCCAAGACCUGCCGAAUAAUUUAAUGAAAUCAUAAUAGCCGAUAAUAAAUCUCUCUUAGAAGACGUGAUUCGUCAAAUUCAUGUGUCAUUUUUUUUUUUCGGUGAUCUAUGCAUGUGUCAUUUGUGAUAGACUAUUCAUGUAUCAGUGCAUGUAUGCAUGUAUAUGAUACGCGUUUUCUCAAUAA